This is a messenger RNA of Epinephelus lanceolatus (giant grouper), 2395 nucleotides long. RefSeq lists its product as uncharacterized. NCBI's taxonomy places the organism in Eukaryota, Metazoa, Chordata, Actinopteri, Perciformes, Serranidae. The record is from RefSeq and is a predicted model, not a curated record.
AACCGGAAACGGGUCGAGCUAGUAAACAAUGCGCAAAGAGAAUGGUUUUUUAAUGAAGAUAAUUAAAUGUGUGUAGAGUGUGAGCGGACACGAGGCUCAGAGUUCACAGUAAAAUGUCUAAAGCAAAUGUUCUGAGAGGAUUCAUCACCGACAGACUCACCGCCGCCUCCCAGGAGAUCUUAGCGGCUGUGGACAGACUCGUAGCCGGGUACGAGGAGGAGGCUUCGGGGCUCAGAGAGGAGAUCAGCCGGCAGAGGAGACAGCUGGAGGCUCUGCAGGUUCAGGUCUUCUGCAUCAAAGCAGGUGAGAAGUGCAGCAGGGGCUUUGGCCCUGUUGAGGAAGAGGAGGAGGAUGAAGAUGAGGAGGAGGAUGAGUCCGCUGAGCGCCCACAGAACCUGGACGACUCGACAGAUGAAACUCCAUCAAGAUGUCAGUAUAAGAAGAGGAAACCUGGCAGACCUCAGAUCAGUGACACACAGAACCAUCUCGACCUCAAGAUCCGCAUCCUGGAGGACUCUCACACCGACGUGCUCUCAAACAGUGUUCUAAAGAAGUGUCCGAUGCUGAAGCUGAAGUGUCCUCGAGGACUGCAGGAGACAGACUUUCUGGACUUGCUGAGGUCCACCUUCCCUCAGCUGUCCGGAGACGACAGACGCUUUGACAUCUUAACGUCCGACAAGAGACGGAGGUUACAGCGUCUGAGAGUGAAGACACUGACUGCAGAGGAGAUCCACAGAAACAUCGGCUGCACAGGAUGGAAGUCGACGCUCUACAUCAGAAUGAAGACACAAGCAGAACCUCAGACGAGCGAGGAGGAGAUUCAUCCUCCACAGACAAGAGACGACGGCACUGAAGACUCUGUGUCCACAGUUGCCAUGGUGACAUGUGAUGACACCAGUCCUCAAACAAGCAGCCCUGUUCAGGUGGUGGAAGGUGGUGGAGAAGGCGUUUUGUCCAGCUGCUCGACAUCACAACCACAAGACAUGGAAACAGAGGGAGCUGAAGAUGAGGAUCAUGGGAUAUCAGAACCGGUUGAUAGGAAGGGGGACGGUGACGAUGAUCUUGAGAAGGAAGAAGAAAGAGAAGAAGCGAAUGACAGCAAUGACGACUGGAAACCUGACAGGAGCGACGAGGAGCUGAAAGACUCUGAACUGCCUUCGACAAAGAAAGAAAAAGCCAAACGUUGUGGCGUCAGAACGUCCGAGUCAGAGACUGAGAACAGUGAUGACGUUCUUUCCUGCAGAGUCUGCGGAGCUCUGCACAAAUCAGAAGUGGUGUUUGUCAAACAUGCCUGGAGUCACGUGGACGAUCCGGGAGGUCUUUGUGGAGUGUGCGGAGAGCUCUCAGAGUCUUCAAAGGCGUUAAAGGAUCAUCUUCAAAGUCACCACAAAACUGACGACUGUCACAUUUGCGGAGAGUCUUUCCUCGGUAUUCUCAGCCUCAAUGAGCACGUGGCUGCCCACUCAGGGGAGAGGCCGCACGAAUGUGAUGUUUGCGGUGACGCGUUUGCGUUGAAGGCGUCCCUGGUGGAUCACCAGAAACUCCAUGAGGCGGGGAAGCUGCACAAAUGCUACACAUGCCAUAAAGUGUUUGCACUGAAGGAACAGUUAAAAGCUCACCGCAGGACUCACACCAACAAAAAGACGCACCUCUGCGGCGUGUGCGGCAAAUCCCUCAGCGACUACAGAUCUUUGUCCCGCCACAAGAUGACCCACUCUGGGGAGAGACCUCACAGCUGUCAGAUUUGCGGAAGGCGUUUCAAACUUCCUGGGACGCUGAGACAACAUGAGAAGAUUCACACGGACAGAGAGAGGUCGUACCUCUGUGACGUUUGCUGCAAAAUGUUCCUGACGAGCAAGCAGCUGCAGAUCCACAUGAGAAGACACACCAAUGAGAAGCCGUACCGCUGCGGCGAAUGCGGCAGAGGAUUCACCACCAAGGGGCCUUUGACAAUUCACAUGCGAAUCCACACCGGAGAGGCUCCGUACCGCUGCCCGGACUGUGGCUGGGCCUUCAAACGCAAGACUAAUCUGGAUAACCACGUGACGGUCCACUCAGGCCUCAAACCGUUUGUUUGUGGGGUUUGUGGGAAAGCAUGCGCUCGCAAAACGUAUCUAACUGUUCACAUGAGGACCCACAACGGGGAGAGACCGUUCAAGUGUACGCUCUGCGACAAAGCCUUCACUCAGAGCCACUGUCUGAAAACACACAUGAAGAGCCACCUGGUGGCAGACGCUGCAACGUGACUCUGAACAUGGACCAAAUGAAUUUUCUUUUGUGAAACUGAUUGAUCGUGUUUUUGUCUAUUUAAGUUCUGUCAAGGCUCCCGUACUCUGUGCAAAGUUCACUGCAUGUCACGCUGUGCAAAGACAGCUCAAAUAAAAUCUUUGGCGUA